AUGUCUGAGUUGGACACCAUCAGCCUGCUGAUUCCUCCUGAGCCUUCGUCCAAACCCCAGGAUCUCCAAGCGCAGAUUCAACAGAUUAUCGCACAGAAAGGUCAUUUUCGUCAUGUCACCCAAAGUUCGCUACUCGCCGAGAUCCAGGGCAAAGCCACUGCGCCGGACGCAGUCCAGGUUGAUCCGGACGAUGAGCCCCAGGCCGAAGAUGAUACUCCGCAGAAGCGUCAGGAACGUGUUUGGAAGCGGCGAGAUGAGAUGCUAGAGCGCAUCAACUAUGCACAAAACGAGGUCCUCUGUGCCCUGGACUUUGUGUCAUUCCUGAUUUCUCAGCAGUCAGUUCCCGCUCAGCAUUCCAUGUCGCCCGCCCUUCAACAGGCCGUUCCUGUCGGGACGCUGGCCUCGAGAGUAUUGAAAGACAGACCAAUUCCUCCUUCGACGAAGCGGCGGCUGGCCGCUGUCUCUCAGGGCUGGAGGGCUGAGGGCUUCCAUUCAGCAUCCCAAAAGCUGGCGGCAGCUUCUGGUAGACUUCAAACCGAAGCUGAGCGCGAGGCAGAGUAUUGGCACCAGAUUGCUGAUCUCAAUAGCAGAGGAUGGUCAGUUUCGCGACUUCCACGAGACCGCAAGGCCAUUGGCGUACAUUUCGGAUUCUCUGAGUCUGCACCGCAAUUUCGGGACCGAGGCUUCGCUCUUCUUCGACAGGGCUCUGAUGGUUCAGUCGUUCUGGACCGACAGGUUGGGCUUAAGAAACGCAAACGGCUGGGCGUCUACGUUGUGCGGGAUGGCAUCAAGACAGGCGCUUUCGACCUUCAAACCAUUGGGCCUUCCGGUACGACGGAACUUGACCAGAGCCUCAACGACUACCGCAAUGCCAUUUUCGAGGAAGAGCUGUUCUAUGAGAUAUGCCGUGAAGCGCGUCUUGUGGCCAACCAAGGCAUUACUACACGGUCGCAGAGCGUAGAGGUUGACGUCGGCGGCGAGUACCACUUAUUGCUCGUGUCAUCCAGCGAAAAAGAAGAUGUUACGUCUCCCAAUGCUGCAGACAAUUUGACAGCUCAAUUCGUGGCCAUAUCUCUACGGUUGUUGUUGAUUGCUGCUCAUGAGCAGAAUCUCAUCAGGCGAUCGGAAAAACCGCUGCCAAUGACCCCCAAAGCACGACCAAUCCCAGAGUACGCGUUGCUCCGACCUAUUUUGGCACAUUUACGACACCGUGCAGAAGCGGCAACCUUUUGGGAUAAGUGCAGAGCGUUGCUGGGUGCCUUCAAGCGAGCAGAUCUACCGAUCUCGGUGUCGAUGGAGGCCUCGAACGCCACAAUUUUCCAAUUUCUGCAGAUGGAACGACCCAACACCAUGCUGGCAGGCUUGAUGGUACCUGUAAAAACCAGCUUCAAGAUACACCUGACAGCACAGCGAAAGCUGCAGAUUGGACUAGCCACAUUUCUUGGGCCGCCUCUGUUCGGCUCUCGCUACGAAAUAUCGUCGAUUGAUUUUGGGCUUGCAACCAUAGCGUCAUCUCACCAUGAAACUCGCGACGAGGCGCUGUCAUUCAUCCGACACAUACUGUUGUUGGAUCUUGUUGCGCACAGUGAGACACUGGCCCUAGAGGUGCAAGCUGCGACCCGUUCAGAGUUGGAUAAGAGCAAACAAACAGAAUGGGCCGUCUCACAGCCGCACGACGGUGAGCUGAGCUUGUACGACGCUCAGGAGGCCAUCGAGAAGCUGCAGAUUUCGGUGCAACACGAAAGUAUCUGCGUCAAGUUGAGCCCCGUGGGAAGGAGAAGCGGUGUCCAGAAUAUGUUGUGGUCCUGGACAUCGGCCGGCUGUUCCAAGACAGAGGGAGGUGUGACGAGUGUGCAGCCUGAUUUCACUUUUGAUGGAGCAAUAAAGCAGGCAAUAGAGAGCAGUAGCCAGAGCAGUACUACUUAA
Molecule: messenger RNA, 1926 nt
Organism: Fonsecaea pedrosoi CBS 271.37
Lineage: Eukaryota; Fungi; Ascomycota; Eurotiomycetes; Chaetothyriales; Herpotrichiellaceae
Exons: 2
Coding region: 1-1926 (641 amino acids)
Biological process (GO): regulation of transcription by RNA polymerase II
Cellular component (GO): mediator complex; core mediator complex
Molecular function (GO): transcription coregulator activity
Source: RefSeq, a predicted model, not a curated record